AUGGCCGACAUCCCUCAACUCGUCAAAAUUGGGAUUAAUAUGAAGAUGCUCCCUAACAACACGGCGGUGCACUUCAAAUCCGACGGUGCCCGGUUCGGACAGACCCGGACCAUCAAGCUGCUAACCGGAUCCAAAUACAAAAUCGAGGUGGUCGUUAAACCAGGAGCGGUCCAGGCCACCUCGAUGAGUAUCGGUGCGGUGACCUUCCCUCUAGAGCAACAGUCUAAAGACCCGCAGUCCGUCGUCUAUAGCGGCCAGUACGAAACAGAAGGGGUGACACAUACUAAGAGUGGAGAGAGGCAACCAGUUCAGAUAAACAUACAGUUCACAGAGGCGGGUCUGUUUGAGACGGUGUGGCAGGUGAAGUACUAUAACUACAACAAGAGGGACCACUGCCAGUGGGGAAACAGCUUCAACAGCAUCGAGUACGAAUGCAAACCCAACGACACGCGCACGCUCAUGUGGAUCAACAAGGAGAUGUUUGUCUGACGGAGGAAGAGCUUCAAAUGUUUAAUGUUACUCUGCAAAAACAAAAACGUUAUUAUCCUUAAUGUCAUGAUGAGGUAUUGUCUUACCUUAAAAAUAAAUGCAACCACUCUCCCUUUGUGCCGUAAAUAUCAAAUGCAGUCUUUCCACAGGUGUUUUUGUAUGUUUAUGCUGGUUAAUCAAAUUUGGCACAUUAAGUCUCUUAUUAAAAAUGAAACAUGUAGCAAUUCUCAACUACCUACACUUUUAAUU
Trematomus bernacchii (emerald rockcod) is the source of this 738-nucleotide messenger RNA. RefSeq names its product cannabinoid receptor interacting protein 1b (gene cnrip1b). Gene Ontology annotation, biological process: negative regulation of signaling receptor activity. The transcript has 3 exons. Gene Ontology annotation, molecular function: type 1 cannabinoid receptor binding. The coding region runs from base 1 to 489 and encodes 162 amino acids. Gene Ontology annotation, cellular component: plasma membrane. NCBI's taxonomy places the organism in Eukaryota, Metazoa, Chordata, Actinopteri, Perciformes, Nototheniidae. The record is from RefSeq and is a predicted model, not a curated record.